AAACCUAUGUUGUUAUGUUUUACAGAAUUUGUUGUUUUCCUAAUGAAUGAAAUAUAUUAUGAGCAAUCGAACAACAAUGAAAAGUUCUACAUCUGUUUGUGUUGUACUUGUGUCCAUUGUGGCUUGCGCUGCAGCAGCUCGAACAAAUCAAGACAUCAAAGAGAUUGCGCAAUCUGAGAUCAGCAAGAACCAAAACUCGGCAAAGCAAGCACGAAUGAGCUGUGCAGUUAAUCAAUACUAUCUAGCUUCCAUGUGUCAUCCAUGUAUAGAUAUUUGUGAACAUAUUUCAACACAAAAGGAAUGCAAGGAACAUUGCUUGGCCAUGUACAUGGUAAAGUGGGAGCUGGGCAAACCUCUGGGUCAAAUUAAGCAGAAUUCGAUGCAAAUUGUAAAGUUAAACGAAAGUGUGGUGACCAAUGAUCAAGUGGAGGAAAUAACAUCAAACCAACAAACUGAAAUUCAACUUUUAAAGCAACAGCUGAAAAAGAAUGAAGAAAAAUUGGAGGAACUCUAUUCCUCAAAAGACAUUUGUUUGGGCCUGGUUAUUGCUUCGCUGGCCCUAAUAUCCAUUCUACUGCUCUGCUUGUUUUCUAUAAUGUGCUGCUGUAAGGACAAAAUACUCUCCCUAAUUGGAGCAGCAUCCCGUAGGAACACAUACAAUGAUGUUGAGGGUGUUCCACUGAACAGAAGACGAGACACGGUGGCUUCCUACAGGAUAACACCAACCGAGGGUUUAUUGAAGCCAAACAAUAUUCAACCUGUCCAAGAUGAAUCUAAUGAGACCAGAAUAUCAAGCCCGCGUUAAACUAAAUCUACAAACCACCCAGCGAUUGGUAAAAUAGGCACAAUGCUAAUAUGUCGGUAACUGCUAAAAGAAGGGGAGAAAUGCCAUGUUUAUGCGCAUAAAAGGACGGCUGCUGCUUGUACAAUGAUCUACUUGGACAGUUUUUGUGUAAUUAAUUUAGGUAGAUAUUUGUAAAAAUUGUUUGUUUUUUCAUAUAUUUGUAAAAAAUGUUGCCUUUUUUUAUUAUUUUGUGUACAUAAUUGUAUUUUUUUUAUUAUUUUAGGUAAAAUGAAUAAAUAAAAAUUGAAUGUGUCAUAUUAUAAUUCAUCUAUUCUCUAAGGAAGAGAGAGAGAAAUAUUUUAUACAUUAUGUCAUAUAGGGUAUUGUUACUUAAACUAUAAUGACAGCAGUAAGCAAAAUAUUACCGAAGGCUGUUCAUUAUAUUAUGUGUAUUAUAUAAAAAAAUGAAACACGCAAGCGGUGAUAAAAUUAGAACAACUUUAAUCAAACGAACAAGCUACUAACCAAACAAGUAAAUAAAGAAAAACAAACAAAAGCUUGUUCUAAAAAGGAACAUGUUGCAGCGACAUGCUUUAAACUACUUUGUAUUUGGUAAUUAUUAAAAUAUGACAAAAAUAUUCUUAUGCAAAGUGUCAACCAAAAAACAUAACUUGAAUCAAAUUGUUCUCUAAUCAAAUGGAAAAAGUGAAAUAUGGGAAGUUUUAUCGAAACUUAAAAACAAAUAAAGAUAGCUUAUCAACACGCAAUGCAUCAGUUGCUUUGGUGAAAUGGGGACACAAUGUUAAAUGAGGUGUGGAACAAAUUUUACCGAGCGUAACAAACAUAAAGAAACAAUUUAGUCAAAGCACAGCGCAAUAUUAGUACGUUAUAUUAGUGUAUACCAGGGGAAUACCCAGGUAAUGGCCAUGUGAAAAAUAUAAGUUGAUUACCAAUGUGGUGAAAUCUGUUAUUUAACUAAUGAUGCAAAGCAAUGUUUGUUUAAAUAAAACCCUAUUUGUACGGGUACGGGGACCAUACACAGUAUGAACUAUUGCUUGACACAUGUAUACUCUCGGUGUAUGACGUCAUUGUGUUUGAUUUGUUUGUAUCUCACAACGUUCACAAGGCAUUGAUGCUUGCCCGUUGCAUAGAAUGUACUUUUGGAAAUUGGCCAUAACUUUACUCUUAAUUUAAGUUUAAUAUUUAAACCUCACAAAUCAAAGGUUAGAAAACAACGGUUACAUAUAUAGGGAUUGUGCAACAUGUGGCGCAACAUGUUGUUGAAACACGCCAUGUUGAACAAACAGAAGGCGUCGGAAAGACCGGGGAAAAACACAGGGGUUUGUAGUUCGUAACACUCUCUAACUGACACUCAAAAGUUACUUUGAUUUUAUAAUUGGAAAUUGGACUAUACAAUGUUUGUUAUUAAAUAUUACACCACCUUGAAUAAACAACACAAGUAACUAACUUAACAACUAAAUAUAGGCAUUAUGUCAUUAGUAUCCCAACACAGGACCUCACCCAUAUUAAACA
Messenger RNA from Ciona intestinalis (vase tunicate), 2317 nucleotides. RefSeq lists its product as uncharacterized. NCBI's taxonomy places the organism in Eukaryota, Metazoa, Chordata, Ascidiacea, Phlebobranchia, Cionidae. The record is from RefSeq and is a predicted model, not a curated record.